ACUACGCUUACGCUGUUUACACUGAAGUCGACGUCGUUAGAGAUUUCAUUCAAGUUGUCAGUAUGGAGGUAAAUAUACAUAAUAUAAACUCUUUGAGUCACCUACAGCUACUGAAACGACACUAAGUGGAUGGUAUAUCAAUUAAAGGUCAGGAUCUCAAAAUGUCCCUGAAGCUCCCUCGAUUUGGGAAGUCGUUCAGUCCAAAGAAGAUUCCUCCGCGGAAAUCACCAUCGUUAUCGAGCCUUCACACAUUGGACCGGUCUACACGGGAAAUAGAGCUGGGCCUCGAGUAUGGACCUCCUUCAAUGUGCAUUGGAGGGCAUACCUUGAAAUUUGAAGAUGGACAUUGGCUAACAGAAUCAGGUGGAAAUGUAUCUGUCCGAGAAGUAGAACGUCUUAAGAAGAAAAACUUGCAGCUGGAGGAAGAGAACAAUAUCCUAAAAUUGAAGAUAGAAAUUCUUAUUGACAUGCUCACAGAAUCGACAGUUGAAUACCACCUGAUGGAGAAAGAGGUGGAGGAGAUAAAGUCUCAACAUUGAAGAAAUGACAAACAACAUGAUGCAAUGCCUUCCUCAUAGGAAGUUUUGAAGUGGAAUGAUGUGUUUUGUUCAGUACCUACAGAUGAAGACCCCAACGUUUUACCAGUCAAUGACUGCAUUGCAUAGUACGGACUUGAGCAAUACCAUGUUUGAUGAACUAGGUUGAUCUGAUAUGUUUUUUUAAUUGACUUUUUUUAUUAUUACCUACUGUAUAUUCAAUAUUCAUCUGUUUGAAAAAUGAUUUUUUCUAUUUAUCUUCACAUUAAAGUGAAAUACGUAACAAUGAAAA
Molecule: messenger RNA, 828 nt
Organism: Hippocampus comes (tiger tail seahorse)
Lineage: Eukaryota; Metazoa; Chordata; Actinopteri; Syngnathiformes; Syngnathidae
Gene: cby1
Product: chibby 1, beta catenin antagonist
Exons: 5
Coding region: 162-539 (125 amino acids)
Source: RefSeq, a predicted model, not a curated record